AUGUAUCUUGUCGUCUUCCCAUCCUCAUCGAUAUCAUCCUCAUUGCGGAUGCGCCCUGCCUCCACGGCCGGUGCCUGGGGCACUUCUGAUCUCCGGUCGGCUCUCCCGGAGACCAACGGCCACAACGGCGCUGACCAUCAUUCCGUCAACGGCGAGAAAGGCGCCCCCGCUCCCAUCGAGCAGGUCCAACCUCCCAAGCUUGAGGGUUGGGUCGAGGCAACUCCGUAUCACUACGACGAGUUCGCCAACCGUGAGACCGAGUGGGAUGGUCAAGCCCCCAUUUACGAGUGGGAUGGCGAGGAGGGCGACAUUGGCCCCGAGUUCCCCGAGUUGGAGGUCCAACUCUUUGGUCCUGUUGAAGAGCGCGGCCGCAGGGGCAUCGACUUCUCUGCCAUUGCUGAGCUUGAGCUUGUCCAGGAGGGCCCUACUCGCGUCGAGCCCAUCGACAACUUUAGGGAUGCCGGCCUGCACCCGGCUAUGCUCCGCAAUGUCGAGCUUGCGGGCUACGAUGUGCCGACUCCGAUCCAGCGGUACUGCAUUCCCUCGAUCAGCCAGGGACAUGAUGUCAUCGCAAUUGCCCAGACUGGCUCUGGCAAGACGGCUGCAUAUCUGAUCCCGAUCAUCAACAAGCUGAUGGGCAAGGCAAAGAAGCUGGCGGCUCCUCGUCCCAACCCGGCCACCUACCAGCCUGGCAUUGACCAGCCCUGCCGAGCUGAGCCUCUGGUUGUCAUCGUCGUUCCCAGCCGUGAGCUGGCUGUGCAGAUCUUCAAUGAGGCCAGGAAGUUUUGCUAUCGAUCCAUGCUGCGCCCUUGCGUCCUUUACGGCGGCGGCUCGAUGAGGGAUCAGCUAGAUCAACUUUCAAAAGGGUGCGACGUCCUUGUCGCCUCUCCCGGUCGUUUGAUCGACUUCAUGGAUCGCCCGGAGGUCCUGUCUUUGCGCCGUGUCCGCUACAUGGUGAUUGAUGAGGCAGACGAGAUGCUUGAUGACGAUUGGAAGGACGAAUUCGAUCAGAUCCUUUCUGGUGGUGACCAGGAAGAGGGCAACAUCAAGUACAUGCUCUUCUCCGCCACUUUCCCCAAGUCCGCUCGCGACCUCGCCAGGACUCAUCUUGCGGACAACCAUGUGCGUCUCCGCGUUGGACGUGCCGGCAGCACCCACUCAAACAUCAAGCAGGAUGUCAUCUGGGUGGAGCCCUACUUGAAGAAGCAGGCUUGCCUGGACCUUCUUAACACGGUGCCUCCCGGCCGCACCAUCAUUUUCGUCAACAGCAAGCGCGCUGCUGAUGAGCUGGAUGACUUCCUUUUCAACAAGGGAGUUCCUUGCGUCAGUAUGCACGGUGAGAGAACCCAGAGGGAGCGUGAGGCUGCCAUGCGCGCCUUCCGCGCCGGAAGAUCUCCUGUGCUGAUCACUACCGCCGUCACUGCUCGCGGCAUCGAUGUGCGCAACGUUUUGCACGUCAUUAACUUCGACCUGCCCUCCGCCAUGUAUGGUGGUAUUGAGGAGUACACCCACCGGAUUGGUCGUACUGGUCGUAUCGGCCACAGAGGUCUUGCCACCUCGUUCUAUACCGAGCGUGACGAGGAUCUCGCCUCUGUUCUUACUAGGACUCUUCUCGAGACCGGUCAGGAGGUCCCCGAUUUCCUCCAGUCCUACAUUCCCGAGGACACUGAACACCUUCAUUUCGAGGCCGAUUCCGACUUCGAGGAGGAGGGUGCCGGCGGUGAUGAUGCCGGCGAGGAUGAAGCUGAUGAUGGUUGGGGCGCUGCUGACGGUGAUGGCGGCGACAAUGUCGACGACAAUGCUGGCGGCGAUGGCUGGGGUGCUUAA
Messenger RNA from Sordaria macrospora k-hell, 1827 nucleotides. NCBI's taxonomy places the organism in Eukaryota, Fungi, Ascomycota, Sordariomycetes, Sordariales, Sordariaceae. The record is from RefSeq and is a predicted model, not a curated record.